This is a messenger RNA of Cydia amplana, 626 nucleotides long. RefSeq lists its product as uncharacterized. NCBI's taxonomy places the organism in Eukaryota, Metazoa, Arthropoda, Insecta, Lepidoptera, Tortricidae. The record is from RefSeq and is a predicted model, not a curated record. Bases 37 to 579 code for a protein of 180 amino acids. The transcript is spliced from 3 exons.
AAAUUACUAGACGAACAAAGCAUCCGAAAUAGUUACAUGCCCCAAAAGGCCCUUCGAGACACACACACGCGAAGAUUCUACAAAACGUGCGAAACCAUCUUCACAAACAAAAUGGCCGCCGAGGAAAUACUUAAAGAGAUACGACAGUUCCACGAAAACUGUAAACUGUAUUUACAAAACGAAUCUAUGGAUUUCGAGGCGAGUAAAUGCUUUAGGAGAAGCUACCAGAAGGAAUUCUUGGGGGUUGUGACGAUGAUAUUGAAUAAACACGCGCACGGGACGUAUAAGUUUACGGCGGAGAUGACGUCGUUGAUCCUAGAAAAGAUCGUAGGGGAAUCAGAUGACAACAAAUUAGACAUAUCGAAAUUGCUGCAGUUCCUCAAGAAAGCGUUGACUAAGCAUAAGACGGUGGCGCACGCUGAGGUCAUCAGCCUCCAGUCCAAACACUGCCUGUCCACGAGUGUGCCGGGCUGUUACUGUAGGUCCGGAUUCGUCGAGCAUUCCGGCCAGUGCGUGCAACCUAACGACUGUUUGACGGAAGGAGAUUUAAAAUACAUAUCCCGAGUAAAUAUAUUAUAGUAUACAUAAGACAAUUUUACACGAAUAAUCAAUAAAAACUUAAGACA